Acanthaster planci (crown-of-thorns starfish) is the source of this 2374-nucleotide messenger RNA. RefSeq lists its product as uncharacterized. The record is from RefSeq and is a predicted model, not a curated record. Lineage: Eukaryota; Metazoa; Echinodermata; Asteroidea; Valvatida; Acanthasteridae.
GUUAUGUGAGUACACAGCUACAGAUGAUUGGUUCCUAGUUGGCAAAUUUCACCAACAACGAUGUUGAGUAAGAAAGAACGAGAAGGUUCGGCGAGAUUUUUGCAAGAAUUCCCCAAACAUGAACUCCUGUCUCUUGUGGAAACGGUCACUAAUCGCAUGAUUACCGUUCGGAACAAACAAGAGGCAAUCAAUGCAAUUAUUCUACACUCAGACAGUGCCUUGGAGCUCCUCAGACGAAAGAAAGUGAAAAAAGAGUACAUUUUUCGUCACCUGGCAACUCUGACAGUUGGCGUGUCAUCAACAUCAGAUAAAGCAACUCUUGUGAGGCAAUUACUGUCACUUUGGGGAACCAAUGUAUCCCAGCAAUGUGUGUCUGAACGUAUGGAAGUUGAUGACUUGAGUGAUGAUCCAGGCCCAGACAGAAACCCAACCCUGAAGGCGCCAUCAGCCAGUGAACCACCAAAGCAUGUACAAGUGCUUGCAGAGCAGUUCACAUCAUGGUUUUACAGCCAAUUAAACUCACUAAGUCAAGUCAUUGCAAGCAACUCACCUAGUGACUGGGGAUCUCAUCAUUUCUGGGAAGACUGCAAGCUCAAUCUUCGUCUAAUAAUAUCAGAAGUACGUGAUGAAAGUUUCUAUGGAGCCGAGUGUGUUGCACAGAGAUUUCGAAACUUUGUUUGUGAGGAAGGCUUGAUAUUCAACCCUAACCUCAGCCCAGAAGGAACUCGAGGCUUUGUUGAUCCACAUGGACUUGUAAUGGUAAGAGUUUGUGGUACAGUCCAUCGCUAUAAUGAUUGCUUGGGAUUAUUCGAACAACAAUUUGGACUUAUCCGAGAUCCGCUGAAAGAGAAUAACUGGAAGAUUAAAUUCAUUGACAUGAGCAUGAAACAAACUGCAGUUCAACGAAUGCCCACACUGACAGCUCCAAUAGAUGUGUCACAAGUAAUUAAUUAAGAAGCAAAUACACUUGUGAUAGAUAUAUCGCUCUCUGAUGUGUGCAUACAAGUAGUGUCUGUGAAGGAACUGUAUAUGUGUAUAUGGCAUUGUGUCACCAAUGAAGGACACGUCGCAUAGUACUCAGAAGUGUAUUCAGAUGAAUGUGUACAAACCAAUCUCUGCACUGGACAGGAACAAAGCUAUAGGCCCAAGGCAGAAAUGGCCCUAAAAUGUCUGUCAGUAAUACAAAUUUUUUAUAUUUUUACGAGUUUAGUCAUAAGAGUGCAUGCAACCCAUAGUGUUGCAGUUGCUGUAUGGUUUUAGAUGGUUUGAUCAUUCCUUUUUACAACUUUGGAUUCUGAAAUAUUCUUAUCUGAAAGUAAGAGGGUCCAGUGAUGUAUUAAAGUUUGCUUGUUACUGCUUUCAGUUAAUGCUUUGCAUAAAAAUCAUGACUAGUCUUGUGGCCUAAAAAUCUGUUUUGCAUAAUAGUAAUCAUAUACAGUAAUUUUUGUGGCAAAAGCAGUGAUGCCCCCGCAGGGAUGCUCUGGGGUUCGAGGGCCCCCUAUUCUCCCCAGAGGGUUUGAUUUUUGUUCUCUCUGAAAAAUAAUGAUACAAUGUACAUCUUCAAUGUGUUAAACUACUAGCUCUGAUAUUGCCAUAUGUCAGAGUCCCCUGUGGCACAAUAGGAGAGGAGGAAGGGAGGGGGAGGGGACUUGAGUGUCGUGAGUUAGGGGGGGAAUUGGAGUCUAAACCCCCCUACCAAUCAUGAGUAUGUCACUAGGUAAGUGUUGGAUUAUGUGGCGUACAUUGAUGAUGCAAUUUCUCAUUUGGGAGACCGAGAAUUUGAUAAGCACUGAACAUAUAGUGCAUUAUGAAGAUCACAUAGCAUACAUCUGUGCUUGAAAAGUGACAGGUUCAGUGUUUGUGUGUCAGAUAAACAGUUUCUUUGUCCGUUUGGUGUAUGUACUGGUGUAAGAGAAGGGGGCUUGUUGAUUUAUAUUCAAACAAAAAAAUCUGCCAGCAUUUGGAAGUUGCUUUGCUUUGUCACAACGUUUCUCAUGAAGUUGACUUGACAUUGUUUUAAUAAAUAAAUCUCAGACCAUUUAAGUGGUAUAUAUUGCUUCAGAUAAAGCGCCUUGUCAAACCUUAUGAAACCAAUUGUACACAAGUUUUAAGUUACAAAGACUAACAUGUAUCAGCAGUAAAAAGGUUUGAUUCAUAAACUGAUUUUAAUGUGUAAAUGCAAUUUUUCCAGUACCGCUUGCCGAAAAAUUUUGUUUUGACAAAAUUAAUUGAAUAAUGGUGUCUUUUCUUUGAAUCGUUUUGGUGAUGGGGUGACAUUUGAUUAGGAAUUUGUAAUCUAAACUGCACAAUUUUAAAAUAUAAUACCAAUUCUUCCUGAAGCAAUGAACAAUUUGGAUAUUGUACUGCACUUGUA